GCGGUGGAAAUUCCUCAGGGAGGAAGUUUUGGAACGCACCCCAGGAGUCUAGUAUCAUUCUAUCCUUAUUAUCACUUGUUAUUUACCGAACGUAAAUAAGGAUGAUGUUCUGAGAACAUCCGAAUGGGAAUCCGAAUACUCCUUUAUAAAAGAAGAGAAAGUACUAAUUCUAACCUAAAAAAAAGUUAUCAGUUUUAUAUACAUCAAACCCGAUAAUAUGGCCAAAGAACGUGGCGUCUUGAAAAUAAUUUGGAACAGUAUUGUAUCCUCGCUGAAACCUCGCUUCGCCCGUCGUAAAUUGAUUGGCGAGGAUUACUUUGGCACGAAGUAUUACCAGGAAGAUAUUCUUUCUUCCUCCCGGAAAAGGCCACCGCGGUAUUUCGUUCCAGUGAACAAGGAAAACUUCGAGCAAGAGUUACCCGCGGAAUGGGAGGCCUGGUUGAGAUACCGUAGAAAAGAACCACCCACGCGAGAGGAAAUAGAAGCUAAUUACCAAUUGGCAAUAACUAAGAAGGAGAAUGCAGCGAAGCUUUUGAAUGAGAAUCGCUCAAAAAAUGAUAACACUAAUCUUCCAACAUCAUCUACUACUCAGACUACUCCGGGAAAUUUUCCAGUCUAUGAAGAUAUGAAAGGUUUUGGUAGUGAUUAUAAACCAAAGGACUCCUACAAAGAAUAAU
Messenger RNA from Trachymyrmex septentrionalis, 677 nucleotides. RefSeq names its product mimitin, mitochondrial. The transcript has 2 exons. The coding region runs from base 218 to 676 and encodes 152 amino acids. Gene Ontology annotation, cellular component: membrane. Gene Ontology annotation, biological process: mitochondrial respiratory chain complex I assembly. The record is from RefSeq and is a predicted model, not a curated record. NCBI's taxonomy places the organism in Eukaryota, Metazoa, Arthropoda, Insecta, Hymenoptera, Formicidae.